AUGGAAAGAGAUUUUCUGGGUUUGAGUGACAAGCAGUACAUGAGUAACGUUAAGCAUGAGGUUGACGAUGAUCGUGUCGGAGAAAGAGGUUUGAGCAAGAACGCAGCUAGACAAUGGGGAAAGGCAAAGCUCUUGCCUAAUUCUAAUUUCAUGUCUGCUACAGAUUUUCAGGAGUCUAAGGCGUUUCCGGGCUCAUACCAGUGGGGCUCAGUUUCUGCGGCCAACAUUCUUCGUAGAGGCCAAUUUGGUGGUGCGUUUCAGAACGCGAAUCCGCUUUUACUUGGCGGAUCCGUUCCUUUGACAAAUUAUUCUUCUCACCGUCCUGCCUUUAAUUGUCCGGCGGAUCCACGAGUGGCUUCUUCAGGAACAUCUCCUCAGCUCACAAUCUUCUAUGGUGGAACUGUUAGCGUCUUCAAUGACAUAUCUCCGGAAAAGGCUCAAGCCAUCAUGCUAUGUGCCGGGAACGGUUUGAAAGGUGAAACCGGAGAUAGCAGUUUGAAGAAACAACCGGUUCAAGAAGCUGAAAGAGUCUAUGGAAAACAAAUCCAUAACGGUGCAUCAUCAACCUCUGCCACUCACUUUGAUAGUUUUUCUAGGUGUAUAGACAACAACCCUGUUGCUGCCACUAAUGCAAUGAGCAUGAUAGAAUCAUUCAAUGCUGGUCCUAGAAAUAUGAUCCCUUCAGUUCCUCAAGCUCGGAAGGCAUCUUUGGCUAGGUUCUUAGAGAAGCGCAAAGAGAGGCUCAUGAGUGCAAUGCCAUACAAGAAGAUGCUUCUUGAUUUGUCUCCCGAAGAUUCGUCUGCUUCUCAUACCUAA
Messenger RNA from Microthlaspi erraticum, 816 nucleotides. NCBI's taxonomy places the organism in Eukaryota, Viridiplantae, Streptophyta, Magnoliopsida, Brassicales, Brassicaceae. The record is from the annotation of a GenBank genome assembly.